CCGAGUGUUUACGUGGAGACGAAGAUGGCGGCGGCGGUGACGGCGCUGGCCGUGCGGCCCGGGACGAGCCGCCAGUGAGCGCGGAGGCUGCUCGCGCUCCGGGCGGGGCCGCGCCGCGCCGGGCCUGCUCGCUGGGCCGCGGAGCUCGCCGCCCCACCUCCGCCUGAACCGACCUUUCCUGUCUCCCCCAAACCCCGCCCGCUGCUCCGCCGCCUUCCCGCAGAGGCCAUGGAGGACGAGGAGCGACAGAAGAAGCUGGAGGCCGGCAAAGCGAAGCUUGCCCAGUUUCGACAAAGAAAAGCUCAAUCUGAUGGGCAGAAUCCUACCAAGAAGCAGAAAAAAAAGAGGAAGACCUUAAGCAGUAAACAGGACGUGUCAGCGUACGAUGGCCUGAACGUCGACCAGCCACAGAGAGAGGAGAAGCGCAUGAACAGUUGUCAGGGAGUGGGACCCACGGGGACUCCUGAAUCCACAGAGAGCCGAACUCUGCACAGUGGGGAGAUAAUCAAGGCCAAGCAGGUCUCUGCUGAACCGGAGAGUGAAAUUUCAACCACAGCAGAUGAUUAUAGUUCAGAGGUAAAUGGUUGCAGUUUUGUGGUGAGAACAGGAAUGCCUACAGAUUUAUUAAGGGAAGAAGAAUUCGGUGUUGAUGAUUCUUACUCUGAGCAAGGAGCACAGUAUAGUCAGACCCACCUCGAGAUGAUGGAAAGUGAAUUGACUGGGAAGCAGCAGGAGAUUGAAGAGCUGAGCAGAGAACUGGAAGAACUGAGGGCCACCUACGGGACUGAAGGACUGCAGCAGUUACAAGAAUUCGAAGCUGCCAUUAAACAAAGAGAUGGCAUCAUCACCCAGCUUACUGCCAAUUUACAGCAGGCAAGAAGAGAAAAAGAUGAGACAAUGAGAGAAUUUUUAGAGUUGACAGAACAAAGCCAAAAGUUACAGAUUCAAUUCCAGCAUUUACAGGCCAGUGAAACUCUGAGAAAUAGCACUCACAGUAGCACGGCUGCAGAUCUAUUACAAGCCAAACAACAGAUCCUCACUCAUCAACAGCAGCUGGAAGAACAAGACCACCUAUUAGAAGAUUAUCAGAAAAAGAAAGAAGACUUCAAAAUGCAGAUUAGUUUCUUGCAAGAGAAAAUUAAAGUGUAUGAAAUGGAGCAAGAUAAAAAAGUAGAAAAUUCAAAUAAAGAAGAAAUACAAGAAAAGGAGGCAAUCAUUGAAGAAUUAAAUACAAAAAUAAUAGAAGAAGAAAAAAAAACUCUUGAGCUCAUGGAUAAAGUAACAGUUUCUGAUAAAUUAUUAGGAGAAUUACAAGAACAGAUUGUACAAAAGAACCAAGAGAUUAAAAAUAUGAAAAUAGAGCUGACCAGUUCUAAGCAAAAAGAAAGACAGUGUUCUGAGGAAAUAAAACAGUUGAUGGGGACAGUUGAAGAACUUCAGAAGAGAAAUCACAAAGACAACCAAUUCGAAGUUGAUAUCGUACAAAGAAUGGAACAAGAAACACAAAGAAAGUUGGAACAACUUCGGGCAGAGUUGGAUGAGAUGUAUGGGCAGCAGAUAGUGCAUAUGAAACAAGAAUUAAUAAAACAACACAUGUCACAAAUAGAAGAACUUAAAACACGACAUAAAGGAGAAGUGGAGAGUGCUUUGAAAUCAUAUCCACAUACUACAGUUAAUGAAGAUCAAGUAAAGUUAAUGAAUAUGGCAAUAAAUGAAUUAAACAUAAAAUUGCAAGAUACUAACUCUCAAAAGGAGAAACUCAAGGAAGAACUAGGAGUAAUUUCAGGAGAGAAGUCUGCCCUACAAAGACAGCUUGAAGACCUUUUUGAAGAAUUAAGCUUUUCAAGGGACCAGAUUCAGAGAGCUAGACAGACAAUAGCUGAACAAGAAAGUAAACUGAAUGAAGCCUAUAGGUCCCUUGGUACAGUGGAAGACUUGAAAGCUCAGAUUGUUUGUGCAUCUGAAUCCAGGAAGGAACUAGAAUUAAAACAUGAGGCAGAAGUUACAAAUUACAGGAUCAAACUGGAGAUGUUGGAAAGAGAGAAGAAUGCUGUGCUAGACAGAAUGGCUGAGUCACAAGAAGCCGAACUAGAGAGACUUAGAACACAACUUCUGUUUAGUCAUGAAGAGGAACUUUGCAAGCUGAAGGAAGAUUUAGAAAUUGAACACCGCAUAAACACUGAAAAGCUUAAGGAAAACUUGGGCAUUCACUAUAAACAGCAGAUAGAUGGCUUACAGAAUGAAAUGAGUCAAAAGAUAGAGACCAUGCAGUUUGAAAAAGAUAAUUUGAUAACUAAGCAGAAUCAGUUGAUUUUGGAAAUUUCAAAACUAAAAGAUGUACAGCAGUCCCUUGUGAAUUCAAAAUCUGAAGAAAUGACCCUUCAAAUCAGUGAACUUCAAAAAGAAAUUGAAAUACUCAGACAAGAAGAAAAGGAAAAGGGUACACUUGAACAAGAAGUUCAAGAAUUACAACUUAAAACUGAAUUACUGGAAAAACAAAUGAAGGAAAAAGAGGAUGACCUUCAAGAAAAGUGUGCACACCUUGAAGCAGAGAAUAGCAUUCUUAAAGAUGAAAAAAAGACCCUGGAAGACAUGUUGAAAACACAUACUUCUGUUAAUGAAGAAGAAGGAGUGAUUGUCGUGGAUCCCGUUGAGUCCAAAUCCAAAGACAGUAGCUGGCAAAAUGAAAUAGAAAUACUUACAAAGCAAAAUGAGGAUCUCAAGCAAAAAUGUAUUCAGCUAAAUGAAGAGAUCGAAAGGCAAAGAAAUACAUUUUCAUUUGCUGAAAAAAACUUUGAAGUUAACUAUCAAGAGUUACAAGAAGAGUAUGCUUGCCUUCUCAAAGUAAAAGAUGAUUUGGAAGACAGUAAAAAUAAGCAAGAAUUAGAGUAUAAAAGUAAGCUUAAAGCACUUAAUGAAGAACUUCAUUUGCAAAGAAUAAAUUUACCUACUGUGAAAAUGAAAACCUCAGUUUCUGAUGAGGAGAAAACUUUGGUAACAGAGCCAUUGGAACUUGGUGAAGUUGUUGAGAAAGAUACAACAGAACUGAUGGAAAAACUUGAGAUAACCAAGCGAGAAAAAUUAGAACUCUCAGAGAGACUGUCGGAUCUUUCUGAACAAUUAAAGCAGAAACAUGUUGAGAUUAGUUUUUUGAGUGAAGAAGUUAAAUCUUUAAAGCAGGAGAAAGAGCAGUUUUUAUUGAGAUGUAGAGAGCUUGAAAUCAUAAUCAACCACAGUAGGACAGAAAACACCCAUGUGGAUGAUGUUCCAUUAAGUUCUUUAAAAGACGGAGCUGUGACUGUGACAAGCAGGGAUUCUGGAUCCUCGGUUUCUCAAAUAAAUCAGUGUUCUGGUGAAGAAUCAAAGCUCAUGGUGGAGGACAAGAUUCCUUUUGCAAAUCUGACCAUUAGAAAAGAAAGCGAGCCGGAACAGUUGUUUUUGGAUCACUUGCCAUUGGUAACAAAUGAAUCAUCAUUUGGGGCAAGUGAAUCAAGUGAAAGUGAUAAACUUCAGCAGGAACUCCGUGUACUUAAAUCAGAACAGAAUGAUUUAAGGCUACAGAUGGAAGCCCAACGCAUAUGCCUCUCCCUGGUUUAUUCAACUCAUGUGGAUCAGGUUCGUGAAUACAUGGAAAAUGAAAAAGAUAAAGCUCUUUGCAGGCUUAAAGAGGAGCUUAUUUCUGCUCAAGAGGAAAAGAUCAAGGAACUUGAGAAAAUACACCAGUUAGAGCUACAAAAUACAAAAACAAAAGAAGCAGGUGAUGAAGCAAAGCCUUUGCAGGUGCUCAUUGGAAAACUUCAAAAGGCAGUAUCUGAGGAAUGUUCCUGUAUUUCACAGACUUUAUGCAGUGUCCUUGGUGAAUAUUAUACUCCUACUUUAAAAUGUGAAAUAAAUUUAGAAGAAAGAGAGAAUUCUACUGUUUUCACUUCUGAAAAUCAAGAAUCAGAAUUACAAGAUUACAGAUAUAAAGUUCAAGACUUUCAGGAAAACAUGCAAACUCUUCUCAACAAAAUAACAGAAGAAUACAACAAACUCUUACUACUUCAGACACGAAUAAGCAAGGGACAGCCAGUAGAUGGCAUGAAACUUGAAUUUGCAGAAGAAAGCCUAUCAAAAGAGGAGACAAAGUUAUUGUCAGUUCACUCUCAGAGGCCCAAUUUGCAUGACAUUGAUAUCAAUCAUAAAAGCAAGUUACCUUCUCGGGAAGAUACUGAAAAGAUGAAACAACUUGAAGAACAAGUUAAAGAAUUAGAACACCUGGUAUCCUCUUUGCAGCAACAGUUGAAAGAAACUGCUGGAAGCUCUGGGACAGAAGUCCCCUGUUUGCAAGAGAGGCUUCACCCUGUUCAUGAAAGCCCACUUCAGACAAGUUUCUCCAUUGAUUCGAUGGUAAUUACGGAGUCUGAUGUACAGAGAACAGUAUACCCUGGAAGUUGUCAUGAAGACAAUAUUGAUGGUGCAAUAGAGUUUUCUGGUGAAUCUGGAGUGAAAACAGAAACAAAUAUGGUUAAGAUGCUGGAAAAACAGUACCAAGAACGAUUAGAAGAAGAAGUUGCUAAGGUCAUUGUGUCAAUGAGUAUAGCAUUUGCUCAACAAACUGAAUUGUCUAGAAUAUCUGAGAGAAAAGAAAAUGCUGCGUCAUCAAAGCAAUCACAUGCUCUCUGCCAGCAAGAACAGCAUUUUAAUGAAAUGAAAUUACCAAAGGGUCAAGCCGAUCUUCAGAGUUUUGAGGGAACGGAGGUGAAAUUUAAAGAAGAAUUUAAACCACUUAGUAAAGAGUUAGGAGAAGAUGGAGCAGAAGUUCUGUUACCAAAUAAUGAUGACCUUGCUCAUAUACUAGAAUCAAAGGACCGUGAACUGACUAUUUCAGAAGAAAUGUUCUCCAAAGAUCGGACAUUUAUAGUCAGAGAAUCUAUUCAUGAUGAGAUUUUGGUAUCAAACAUGGAGGCUUCUAGACAGCUGAUGCUGAAUGAAGAACAGUUGGAAGAUAUGAGACAGGAACUUGUACGACAGUACCAAGAACAUCAGCAGGCAAUGGAGCUGUUAAGGCAGGCACACAUGCGACAGUUGGAGAGGCAGCGGGAAGACCAGGAACAGCUUCAGGAGGAAAUUAAGAGACUUAACAGACAGUUAUCCCAGAGAUCCUCAAUAGAUAAUGAAAACCUGGUUUCAGAGAGAGAGAGGGUGCUUUUAGAGGAGCUGGAAGCGCUAAAGCAGCUGUCUUUAGCUGGAAGAGAGAAGCUGUGCUGUGAGCUGCGCAGCUGCAGUACGCAAACACAGAAUGGAAAUGAAAACCAUGGGGAAGUUGAGGAGCAGACAUUUAAAGAAAAGGAAUUGGACAGAAAACCUGAAGAUGUUCCUGCUGAUAUUCUGUCCAAUGAAAGCUUGCAUGGAGGAAUUUGGCCCCUAAGAUUUUGGCUUCCCCAUUGGAUCAUCAGUAUGGAACGCAGUCAGUAUGGAGCUCAAACAAGAAAGACAGUGUAUGCGCUCCAGAAAGCUAAUAAUAGACUUCUCAAGAUCCUCUUGGAAGUUGUAAAGACAACAGCAGCCGUUGAAGAAACUAUUGGUCGCCACGUCCUUGGGAUCCUGGACAGAUCUAGUAAGGUACAGCCAUCAGGCAGCCUGAUCUGGAGGUCAGAAGCAGAGGCAUCUGGGAAGUCCUGUGUCCAUGAGGAACACAUAAGAGUUACAGAUGAAUCCAUACCCUCUUAUUCUGGAAGUGAUGUGCCAAGAAGUGACAGUAGCAUGUGGUCCAAAGUAACUGAGGAAGGAACAGAGCUGUCACAGCGGCUUGUGAGGUCUGGUUUUGCUGGGUCUGAAAUAGAUCCUGAAAAUGAAGAACUGAUGCUGAACAUUAGUUCUCGACUCCAGGCAGCAGUUGAAAAACUCCUGGAAGCCAUAAGUGAAACUAGUAGUCAGCUUGAACAUGCAAAAAUUACCCAGACAGAGCUGAUGCGUGAAUCAUUCAGACAGAAACAGGAAGCAACAGAGUCCCUUAAGUGCCAAGAAGAACUGCGAGAACGGCUUCAUGAGGAGGCCCGGGCCAGAGAACAGCUGGCCGUGGAGCUCAGCAAGGCCGAGGGUGUCAUCGAUGGCUAUGCAGACGAAAAGACAAUAUUCGAGAAGCAAAUUCAGGAAAAAACCGAUAUAAUAGACCGUCUUGAGCAGGAGCUGCUGUGUGCAGGUAGUAGACUGCAAGAGCUAGAAGCAGAGCGACAGCAGAUUCAGGAUGAGAGGGAAUUACUGUCCAGACAGAAGGAGGCCAUGAAAGCAGACGCCGGCCCAGUUGAACAGCGACUAGUAGAUGCUGCAGUCGAUGCAGCACCUGGAUCAGAGUUUCUACAAGAGACAGAAAAAUUAAUGAAGGAAAAACUAGAAGUACAGUGUCAAGCUGAAAAAGUACGUGAUGACCUUCAGAAACAAGUGAAAGCUCUAGAAAUAGAUGUUGAGGAACAAGUCUGUAGGUUUAUAGAGCUGGAACAAGAAAAAAAUGCUGAACUAAUGGAUUUAAGACAACAAAACCAAGCCCUGGAAAAACAGUUAGAAAAAAUGAGAAAAUUUUUAGAUGAGCAGGCCAUUGAUAGAGAACAUGAGAGAGAUGUAUUCCAACAGGAGAUACAAAAGCUAGAACAGCAACUUAAGCUUGUUCCUCGAUUCCAGCCAAUCAGUGAACAUCAAACUAGAGAGGUUGAACAAUUAACAAAUCAUCUGAAGGAAAAAACAGACAAGUGCAGUGAACUUUUGCUGUCUAAAGAGCAGCUACAGAGGGACGUACAGGAACGGAAUGAAGAAAUUGAGAAACUAGAGUGCAGAGUAAGGGAACUGGAGCAAGCCUUGCUUGUCAGUGCAGACACUUUCCAAAAGGUGGAGGACCGAAAACAGUUUGGAGCUGUAGAACCUAAAGCAGAGUUGUCCUUAGAAGUACAAUUGCAGGCUGAGCGAGAUGCCAUAGACAGAAAGGAGAAAGAGAUCACAAACUUAGAAGAACAAUUAGAGCAGUUUAGAGAAGAACUGGAAAAUAAGAAUGAGGAAGUCCAGCAGCUACAUAUGCAACUAGAGAUACAGAAAAAGGAGUCCACUACUCGCCUGCAAGAACUUGAACAAGAAAACAAAUUAUUUAAGGAUGAAAUGGAGAAACUGGGAUUUGCGAUAAAGGAAUCUGAUGCUGUAUCUCCUCAGGACCAACAGGUGCUGUUUGGAAAAUUUGCUCAAAUAAUACAUGAAAAAGAGGUAGAAAUUGACCGAUUAAAUGAGCAAAUUAUAAAACUUCAACAGCAACUUAAAAUUACAACAGAUAACAAGGUCAUUGAAGAAAAAAAUGAACUGAUAAGGGAUCUUGAAGCCCAGAUAGAAUGUUUGAUGAGUGAUCAAGAACGUGUGAGGAAAAAUAGAGAAGAAGAAAUAGAGCAGCUCAAUGAAGUGAUUGAAAAACUUCAACAGGAAUUGGCAAAUAUUGACCAGAAGACCUCCGUGGACCCCAGUUCCCUAUCAGAGGAAGCAGACAGCUUGAAGCAUCAGUUGGAUAAGGUGAUCGCAGAAAAGCUGGCCUUGGAGCAUCAAGUCGAAACCACCAAUGAAGAAAUGGCUGUCACGAAAAAUGUACUUAAAGAAACCAAUUUUAAAAUGAAUCAGCUAACCCAAGAAUUAUGCAGCUUAAAGAGAGAACGUGAAAAGAUGGAGAGAAUCCAGAGUGUACCAGAGAAAAGUGUUAACAUGAGUGUGGGUGAUCUGAGCAAAGACAAACCUGAGAUGGACCUAAUCCCUACUGAGGAUGCUUUAGCACAGCUGGAAACUCAGACUCAGCUCAGAUCUUCAGAAGAAAGCAGCAAAGUUUCCUUGAGUAGUUUGGAAACAAAGUUGCUUCAGCUGGAGAGCACUGUUAGCACAAAGGACUUGGAACUUACCCAGUGUUAUAAGCAAAUACAGGACAUGCGAGAGCAAGGCCGAUCUGAAACAGAGAUGCUGCAAACGAAGAUUGUAAGCCUGCAGAAAGUACUUGAGGAGAAGGUGGCUGCUGCCCUUGUGAGUCAGGUUCAGCUGGAGGCAGUUCAGGAGUAUGUGAAGCUCUGUGCAGAUAAACCAGCAGUUUCAUCAGACCCCGCAAGGACAGAGGUACCCGGUUUAAGUCAACUGGCAGGAAACACGAUGGAGUCCGAUGUAUCCGCACUAACCUGGAGAAUCUCAGAGUUAGAAAGCCAGCUGGUGGAAAUGCAUUCUAGUUUGAUUUCAGAGAAAGAGCAAGUAGAAAUCGCAGAGAAAAAUGCUUUGGAAAAAGAAAAGAAACUGCAAGAGCUGCAGAAGCUUGUGCAGGACAGUGAGACAAAGCAGAGAGAGAGAGAGAGGCAAAGCAGGCUUCACGGAGAUCUUGGCGUUCUCGAGUCAACUACAAGUGAAGAAAGUGGAGUUUUUGGAGAACUUGAGGCUCUUAGAGCUGAGUCAGCAGCUACCAAAGAAGAACUUGCCAAUUACAAAGAAUUGGCAGAAAAACUUCAAGAAGAGCUUUUGGUGAAAGAAACAAAUAUGGCAUCUCUUCAAAAAGAGUUAAGCCACGUUAGGGAUCAGCUCACCGAGGCAGAAGACAAAUUAUCCCACUUCUCAGAAAAAGAAGACAAGACUGAGGUACAAGAACACGGGACGAUCUGCAUCCUAGAGCCAUGUCCUGGCCAAAUAGGUGAAAGCUUUGCCUCCCAGACAGAAGGGGCUGUCCAAGUGAACAGCCACACCCAGACUCCACAGAUUCCUGUUAGAAGUGUGGGAAUCCAAACCCAUUCACAGAGUGACAGUUCUCCCGAAGAAGUCGCUGAAAUAAUCAGUCGGUUUACUGAAAAAAUUGAGCAGAUGCGAGAGCUACAUGCUGCUGAAAUUUUGGAUAUGGAGUCCAGACAUAUUUCAGAAACAGAAACUUUGAAGAGGGAACACUGCAUUGCUGUUCAGUUACUGACAGAGGAGUGUGCGUCCUUGAAGUCACUGAUACAGGGUCUGAGAAUGCCAGAGGGUUCCUCAGUUCCUGAAUUAACACAUUCUAAUGCUUACCAAACUAGAGAAGUGGGUUCCAGUGAUUCUGGAUCAGACUGGGGUCAGGGCAUUUAUCUUACACAGAGUCAGGGAUUUGACACAGCAUCAGAAGGCCGCGGAGAAGAAGGUGAAACUUCCACAGAUUCCUUUCCAAAGAAAAUAAAGGGAUUACUGAGAGCUGUCCACAACGAGGGCAUGCAGGUGCUUUCUCUCACCGAGGGUCCCUGUGGCGAUGGAGAGGACUAUCCUGGUCAUCAGCUUUCAGAAUCGUGGCUGGAAGAGAGAAGAGCUUACCUCAGUACAAUCUCAUCUCUCAAGGAUUUCAUUACCAAAAUGCAAGUGCAAAGAGAGGUGGAGGUGUAUGACAGUUCUCAGUCUCAUGAGAACAUCUCAGACUGGCGAGGUGAACUUCUGCUUGCCCUUCAACAAGUUUUUCUAAGGGAACGCAGUGUAUUACUAGCUGCAUUUAAGACCGAGCUGACAGCUUUAGGUACUAGAGAUGCAGCUGGAUUAUUAAACUGUUUGGAACAACGAAUACAAGAACAGAGUAUUGAAUAUCAAACAGCUAUGGAAUGUCUACAGAAAGCCGACAGAAGGAGUUUGUUGUCUGAAAUUCAAACAUUGCAUGCUCAGAUGAAUGGUAGGAAAAUGAUUCUGAAAAGAGAACAAGAAAGCAAUAAACCAAGCCAAGAGCUCCUGGAGCACAACGUGCAGCAGAAGCAGGCGCAGAUGCUGGAGAUGCAGGCGGAGCUGGGCGGCAUGACAGAGCGGGCCGCAGAGCUGCAGGAGCAGCUGAGUGCCGAAAAGCUGCUGGUGGCUGAGCUCAAGAGCGAACUUGCGCAGACCAAACUGGAACUCGAGACCACACUCAAGGCACAGCAUAAGCACCUCAAGGAGCUGGAGGCUUUCAGGUUGGAAGUUAAAGACAAGACAGAUGAAGUACAUUCACUUAAUGACACAUUAGCAAAUGAGCAGAAGAAAUCGAGAGAGCUCCAGUGGGCUUUGGAGAAGGAGAAAGCCAAAGUGGGACGCAGUGAAGAACGAGAUAAAGAAGAACUGGAGGAUCUGAAAUUUUCACUUGAGGAUCAGAAACAAAGGAAUGUUCACCUAAAUCUACUUUUGGAACAACAGAAACAACUACUAAAUGAAUCACAGCAGAAAAUAGAAUCACAAAGAAUGCUGUAUGAUGCCCAGUUGUCAGAAGAACAAGGUCGAAACUUAGAGCUUCAGGUGCUUCUUGAGUCGGAGAAGGUUCGGAUUCGGGAGAUGAGUAGCACCCUGGAUAGGGAACGGGAGCUGCAUGCCCAGCUGCAGAGCAGUGGUGAGAGCGGGCAGCCCCGGCCACCCCUGCCCUCUGAGGACCUGCUGAAGGAGCUGCAGAAACAGCUGGAGGAAAAACACAGUCGCAUAGUAGAGCUGCUAAAUGAAACUGAGAAAUAUAAACUGGAUUCUUUGCAAACGAGACAGCAGAUGGAAAAAGAUAGGCAGGUUCACAGGAAGACAUUGCAGACGGAACAAGAGGCCAACACUGAGGGACAGAAGAAAAUGCGGGAGCUCCAGUCCAAAGUGGAAGAUCUGCAGCGCCAGCUGGAGGAGAAAAGGCAGCAGGUUUAUAAGUUGGACCUGGAAGGCAAGCGACUGCAAGGGAUUAUGCAGGAAUUCCAGAAGCAAGAACUAGAACGAGAAGAGAAACGAGAAAGUAGACGAAUUCUGUAUCAGAAUCUUAAUGAGCCGUCUACUUGGAGUUUAACCAAUGAUCGAACUAGAAAUUGGGUUCUUCAGCAGAAAAUAGAAGGCGAGACAAAGGAAUCAAGCUAUCCUAAACUGAUUGAAAUGAAUGGAGGUGGAACUGACUGUAAUCCCGAAUUAGAAAUGAUCAGACAAAAGCUUCAACAUGUGGCUUCAAAACUACAGCAUCUAUCCCAGAAAGCCUAUAAUAGACUACAGUUUGAAACAGCAGAUGAUGAGGAUUUCAUUUGGGUUCAGGAAAAUAUUGAUGGGAUUAUUUUACAGCUGCAGAGAUUGACUGGCCAGCUGCGUGAAGAGCCUAGCAUAGUGUCCCCAAGUACUCCUUGUGGCUCACUGACGGAAAGACUACUGAGACAAAACGCUGAGCUGACAGGCCACAUCAGCCAACUCACCGAUGAAAAGAAUGACUUGAGGAACAUGGUUAUGAAGCUGGAAGAGCAGACCAGGUGGUAUCGGCAGACAGGAGCCGGCAGAGACUAUUCUUCUAGGUUUGCAUUCAGUGGUGGUGCCAGCAUUGAAGCCAUCAUUGCUUCUGAAAAAGAAGUGUGGAGCAGGGAAAAGGCAGCUCUCCAGAAAUCCCUGAAGAGGGCGGAAGCCGAAGUGUGCAAACUGAAAGCCGAGCUGAGGAAUGAUGCUCUGCUCCAGCACCUGAGCCCCGAUUCUGAAAACGCCGCCCUAAAGAGAAUUUAUGGCAAAUACCUGAGGGCAGAGAGUUUCCGAAAAGCACUCAUUUAUCAGAAGAAAUACCUGUUGCUGUUACUGGGCGGGUUCCAGGAGUGUGAAGACGCCACGCUCGCCCUGCUCGCCCGCAUGGGGGGGCAGCCGGCCUUCACGGACCUGGAGGUGAUCACCAACCGGCCCAGGGGCUUCACCCGCUUCCGCGCGGCCGUGAGAGUAGCCGUUGCGGUUUCAAGAAUGAAAUUUUUGGUUCGACGAUGGCAUCGCGUCACAGGUUCCGGUUCCAUCAAUAUUAACAGGGAUGGCUUUGGACUGAAUCCAGGCGCUGAAAAGACGGACUCACUUUAUCAUUCUUCUGGUGGGCUGGAGCUAUACGGAGAACCAAGACACACAGCCUACCGUUCAAGAUCAGAUCUGGACUAUCCUCGGUCACCUUUGCCGUUUCAAAAUAGGUAUCCAGGCACCCCAGCGGAUUUCAACCCAGGUUCCCUAGCAUGUUCUCAGCUUCAGAACUAUGAUCCCGACAGGGCCCUAACAGAUUACAUCACUCGGCUCGAGGCGCUGCAGAGACGGCUGGGAACCGUGCAGUCAGGUUCAACUCCUCAAUUUCAUGCUGGCAUGAGAAGAUAAUCCUUUGAAACAUCAUUAACUGAAGUGAUUUUAAGCAAACUCCCUUUUGUAAAUCAAUGGUUCUUUUGUGCUUUUGUAUUGUGAAUAUUCACUGGGACCAGUAGGCACACAGCUUAUGAUUGUAUACAAUCCCUUGCCAGCACAUGAAAGCAAACUGGAAUUUGUAUAUAUGCGCAUUGUGUAUGUAUCCAUGCACAAUCAUCAUCAAAUUACCUGUAUAUUUGUGGAAUGCUAAUUUAAAUGAUUAAAUUAUGAACCUUGUGUAUUUCUUGGGUGGGCGAGAUUAAACUUUUGCGCAUUAUGAUGCUGCUGAAUGUGUAGCUUGCAGUGCCCUGCACUUUUCUCCCAAGGCCACUGAAGUUACAUGUUUCUGCCUAAUAUAUUUGCUACUGGUGAUGAAGACAGAUACUGUCACUUGUAGAGCCCUAUUUUUGUAUAAUGGUAGAAGUUUUGAAUUUUAUGGGGUAUUUUGUCAAGUACUGAAAUAAAAAUGACUUCACCAUUUUCACCA
Molecule: messenger RNA, 12583 nt
Organism: Oryctolagus cuniculus (rabbit)
Lineage: Eukaryota; Metazoa; Chordata; Mammalia; Lagomorpha; Leporidae
Source: RefSeq, a predicted model, not a curated record